GGGAAAGUGAAACUCCUGCUCCAGUCUGCCGGCAUGGAGAGCUGGUCCAACAUGUUCCGGUUGGUUCGACGCAGCGUUUCCUUCUGUUUGGACCGGCUGAGCGCUUUCCUCAGGUUCUUGCUCCAGGCUCCGUCUCCGCUGCUGUCCUGGGUUUGGCGGGUCCCGGGCGUCGGGCUCCUCUGCGGUCGAGUUCGGCUUUUGUGUCUCAGAGUCCAGAACUGGGCCUCGUUGCCCUGGCGAGGCGGGGCGGAGGAGCCCGACCCGCCCGGGGCCCGGUACUCCUCGGACGAGGAGGGGAGCGGAGGGGAUCCUCACAGCGGGGGUCCUCACAGCGGCCCCCACCGUCAGGAGCCUCCGAGGGUCGAGGUGGAGGAUGAGGUCACCGGAAGUGAAUGUCGAGUCGACGAAACGGAUGAUUUCUACUGCGAGUAUGACUCAACGUGGGAGACCUGGGGGCCCGAGAACGAGGGGCCCCCGAGAAGGAAGAGCCGCCAGAGCAGAAGGGACAGAAAUAACAAGUUCGCCAGGUUCGAAAGCGCUGCAAGAGACAUGCAGAACUACAGGCACGACUACCCAAACCUUCCCCGGGCCCGACACCGCUUCCAGGAGGAAAAUGAUGAAAAGCCCAAUCUGAGCUUCUACCUCGGGAAAACGCCGUCGCUACCAGACAUGGUCUACAUUGAUCAGUUCCACAAAGACUGGAAGGGAAAGUAUGCAAAACUGGAGCAAACACACAGCUACAUUCAGUGGUUGUUUCCUCUGCAGGAACCCGGGCUAAACUAUGAAGCAAAAACGCUGACCAAGCAGGAAAUUCAGGAUUUUCUUGGCAGUUCAGCCGCCAGGGAGAACCUGCUGAAGUCUUACGAGCUCAUGUUGGAUUUUUAUGGCAUCGAGUUAAAAAACAAGGAAACGGGAGAGGUGGCGAGAGCAGCGCACUGGUUCGACAGGUUCCAGAAUCUGAACAAUCACACGCACAACAACCUGCGCAUCACCCGCAUCCUGAAGUGCCUGGGAACUCUGGGAUACCGCCACUACCAGGUCCCUCUGGUUCGGUUCUUCCUGGAAGAGACUCUGGUCCACGGCGAACUUCAGCAGGUCAAAGACAGCGCCCUCAGCUACUUCCUGUUUGCCGUUCUCGACAAGCAAGAACGCAGGAAGCUUCUCAAGUUCGCCUACUAUCACCACGAUGACAGAGAGCCGUUCGUGUGGUGCCCGAAGAAAAUCCAGGACGCGUGGCCGAGACGUCAGCAGCAACAGGACCAAUGUGAUCCAGGGGGAAACGGCUGGGGCAACUGAUGAUGCAGCAUCAACUGAUGAUGCUGCAAGAAACGUGUCGGCAAUAAGAAUAAAAACUCAAUGCACAAGCUGUUCAAACGCUUGUUGAAAGGCUUUAUGUCUGCAAAGUUUUGGAGUUUAUUAAUGUUCAUGUUAAAGUGAAGGUGGGAGUUGAAGGCAGUGUUUGUUGACAUGACACCCGUUACUCAUGUUUGCAGUUUUUCCCAGUUGUUUACAUCUUCUUACUGUUCUUAUGCACUGAAUGUGUGUUUUGCACUAGGUGGCUUCAAUAACUCAGGCAAAUAAAGCGCAUUACAGUAGUGAGGAAAAAACUGGAUUAUUUUCUCCUGCAGGUUGUUUCUUGGUUCGGUUUUCUACGCAUCUGCGGCUCUUGAAUCGUCAUUCACGCCGUUCCUUCACUAAAAGAAUAAAACCAUUUUAUUGAUUUCAUUCGAAUUAAAAUCCAGGACUGUGGUGAAAAAACGUGUAGCGUUUCUGCAUGUUGUUCCUCAUGAUGACGUCGUGAACCUUUACUUCACGGAACAAUGGCAAGAAAACGAGCUUAAACAAAAAAAGAUCUACAAGAUGUUGUGUUUAAAGCCGGUAGAGGACACGGCGAGCAUCCCGUCGCUUCCAUCAUGUUUGGGAUAAGAUAAAUCUGGCGUCACAAGUUCAAAUAUCUGGGCCUGUAGAUACUCUUGCGAACAGAACCGUAGCAAACCAAAAAUACAAACGAGAACUGUAUGUUUUGUAAACGACAAAAAAACUGAACUUCAAUAAAGUCCUGUUUUUGUGCA
This is a messenger RNA of Poeciliopsis prolifica (blackstripe livebearer), 2072 nucleotides long. Its product is annotated as opioid growth factor receptor-like. Gene Ontology annotation, molecular function: opioid growth factor receptor activity. The record is from RefSeq and is a predicted model, not a curated record. NCBI's taxonomy places the organism in Eukaryota, Metazoa, Chordata, Actinopteri, Cyprinodontiformes, Poeciliidae. The coding region runs from base 34 to 1296 and encodes 420 amino acids. The transcript is spliced from 8 exons. Gene Ontology annotation, cellular component: membrane.